AUGAUGAAGAGAGCUCGUAGCCCGAGCCCACUUGCGAUGUCAAAGAAAGGCAGGACCACUGACUCUCUCUUUGCACCCAUAAAGAUUGCAACAGCAGAAGCUGCAGCUACCGUUCAGGCUGACCCGCCAUUCCUGCGGCUCUUGGACGCAUUACGCAAUGUUGUACAGAAGCCCCCGAAAGGACAAUCGGUAAUUUACUGGAUGAGGAUGGGAGACCUGCGUAUUUCCGAUAACAAAGCUCUCGCCCUUGCGUCUGCUCAGGCGGUCGAAGAUCAAAUCCCGCUCGUGGUUUUGCAUGUCUUAAGCCCACAGGAUUAUAUUGCACACGACAGGAGCAAAACAAGAAUUGAUUUCGUUCUUCGUAACCUUUCACGAGUGAAGGACGAGCUCGCAAAAUUAAAUAUACCCCUUUACACUAUCACACAUACGCCGCGAACGACAGUGCCAACUCGUGUUAUCUCGGUCUUGCAGACUCUCCAGGCCACUCGACUCUUUGCGAACAUCGAAUACGAGGUCGAUGAGCUUCGGCGUGACAUCGAAGUCUGCUCUUUAGCCAAGAACGCGGGCAUAAGGCCUACGUAUGUACAUGAUAGGGGUAUUAUUGAGCCAGGCGUCGUGAAAACGAAGGAUGGCAGAACAUACACGGUCUACUCGCCGUAUCAACGGAACUGGAUUGGCAUUCUAAAUUCGAACCUCUCAGAUUAUUUGAACGAGGAGAAUCACGUCUUUGGACCGUUAUUCGAUGCUGAUGUACCCGUGUCAGUUCAUGGCUUCGAACUUGAUCCUGAAGAGACCGCCAAUAUGACCAAGAUAUGGCCAGCAGGAACAUCUUCUGCUAAUGAGAUGCUUUCUCGGUUCUUGUAUACCAAAGCGCGCGCGACGCAGCUUGGAGCAGUUGAUCCUCUGGCUGAUGGGGUAGAGAAUUCCGACAAACACAGCCGGGUCCUCUUGUAUGAUGAGGCUCGCGACAGAGGGGACAAGGACACUACGUCGCGGUUGAGCCCCUACCUAUCUGCUGGAGUUAUUUCUGUCAGGGAAUGCGUUCGUCAAACUAUGAAGCUUCUCGGAAUUCAGAAAGUGGAGGCUGGACGCUCGUCGGGCGUAGGUCGCUGGGUGCAGGAACUCGCUUGGCGAGAUUUUUACACCAAUGUCCUUGCAUACUACCCGCGAGUAUCCAUGGGUCGACCUUUUCAGGAGAGGUUUGCUGAUGUUAAGUGGGAAGUUAACGAGGAGCAUCUGAAUGCUUGGAAAGAGGGAAGAACUGGCAUUCCUAUCGUCGAUGCCACGAUGAGGCAGAUAAGCACCAUGGGCUGGACUCAUAAUCGUAUGCGCAUGAUUGUCGCUAUGUUCCUGUCCAAGGACCUUAUGUUGGAUUGGCGGCUAGGAGAGCGCUAUUUCAUGGAAAAGCUCAUAGAUGGUGAUCUUGCAAGCAACAACGGCGGUUGGCAAUGGAGUGCCUCUACUGGAGUAGACCCAGUGCCCUACUUCCGGAUCUUCAAUCCCUAUACACAAUCCUCCAAGGCAGAUCCAACAGGUGAUUUUAUAAGGACAUUCGUACCAGAGCUGAAGAAUCUCUAUGGAUCUGAUAUCCAUAACCCUCCAACCAAGGUUGCUGAUAAAUUGGGGUAUCCGAGACCCAUCGUCAACCAUGCUGAAGCGAGGGUGAGGGCUAUUAGGAGGUACAAGACACCUGGUGAAGAGUGA
Suillus subalutaceus is the source of this 1704-nucleotide messenger RNA. RefSeq names its product DNA photolyase, FAD-binding/Cryptochrome. The coding region runs from base 1 to 1704 and encodes 567 amino acids. Gene Ontology annotation, biological process: entrainment of circadian clock by photoperiod; circadian regulation of gene expression. NCBI's taxonomy places the organism in Eukaryota, Fungi, Basidiomycota, Agaricomycetes, Boletales, Suillaceae. Gene Ontology annotation, cellular component: cytoplasm; nucleus. Gene Ontology annotation, molecular function: DNA binding; FAD binding. The record is from RefSeq and is a predicted model, not a curated record. The transcript has 10 exons.